Messenger RNA from Sporisorium graminicola, 3909 nucleotides. RefSeq lists its product as uncharacterized. The record is from RefSeq and is a predicted model, not a curated record. Gene Ontology annotation, molecular function: ATP hydrolysis activity; P-type calcium transporter activity; ATP binding. Gene Ontology annotation, biological process: intracellular calcium ion homeostasis; calcium ion transmembrane transport. Gene Ontology annotation, cellular component: membrane; intracellular membrane-bounded organelle. The transcript has a single exon. The coding region runs from base 1 to 3909 and encodes 1302 amino acids. Lineage: Eukaryota; Fungi; Basidiomycota; Ustilaginomycetes; Ustilaginales; Ustilaginaceae.
AUGUCAACCAAGACCGAGAAGCAAAACGACGCGCCCGUCGCGGCGCCAGAGCAAGAGGAGGCGGCGCCCACCGGCUUCCUUGGCCGCCUCAAGCAGUCCUUGAAGGGCGUCACACGAUCCGGCCGUCGAGAGGCGCAGGCAAAGGCGCUCGCAGCUGAACGCGAACGUCAGCGCAAUGUUGACCCUCGUCCUUUCCCCUUCCGACCCAUCGAGCUCGCGGACCUGCUCGACCCCAAGAGCGUAGACAAGCUGCGCGACAUGGGCGGCGUCAAGGGCAUCCUUGCCUCUCUCGGCACCGACGAACACCGCGGUCUCGAUCUAGGCGGUACCAAGACCAUCGAGGCAGGCACCAGUGACCACGACGUUGAAAGUGGUCCCGCUGCCAGGAGCCGCGACGUCAACUUCGUCGACGCCACCGAAGAGGACCGCGUCCGCGUCUAUGGCCACAACGUUCUCCCCGAACGCAAAUCCAACAGCCUACUUCUGCUCAUGUGGCUCGCGCUCCAGGACAAGAUCCUCAUCCUUCUUUGCGUUGCCGCCGUCGUCUCUCUUGCUCUCGGUAUCUACACCACCACCACGCCCCCCGAAAAGGUUGCCUGUGUCGACGACAAUGGCGUUGCAGCUGUUUGCGAACUUGUUCACCUGGAUUGGGUUGAAGGUCUUGCCAUCAUCAUCGCCAUCAUCAUUGUCGACCUCGUCGGUUCCGUCAACGACUACCAGAAGGAGCGCCAGUUCAAGAAGCUCAACGCCAAGAAGGAGCAGCGCGACGUCAAGGUUCUCCGUCAAGGAAGCCCCGCCCUCAUGUCGGUCUACGACGUUGUGGUCGGUGACAUCCUCCAGCUCGAGCCCGGUGAGAUUGUUCCCUGUGACGGCAUCUUCCUUCGUGGACACAAUGUCAAGUGUGACGAGUCCGGCGCUACUGGUGAAUCCGACAUGAUUCGCAAGGUGACCUACGACGAAUGCAUCGCCGACCUCGAUGAAGCGCGCCGCAACAACGAAAAGCCCAAGAACCGCGACUGCUUCCUCAUCUCCGGUUCCAAGGUGCUCGAAGGUGUUGGCGAGUACGUCGUCAUCGCCGUCGGCCCCACCAGCUUCAACGGCAAGCUAAUGCUCUCGCUCCGCAGUGAUGCCGAGGACACGCCUCUGCAGUCUAAGCUCAACCGUCUCGCCGACCUCAUCGCCUGGCUCGGCUCCACUGCCGGUAUCCUCCUCUUCACCGCCCUCAUGAUCCGAUUCUUUGUUAAGCUCGCUCAGGAUCCCAGCCGCUCGUCCAACGACAAGGCGCAGGACUUUAUCGACAUCCUCAUCAUCGCCGUCACCGUCGUGGUCGUCGCCGUGCCCGAAGGUCUGCCUCUUGCUGUCACACUUGCUCUUGCAUUUGCCACCAAGCGCAUGACCAACAUGAACCUUCUCGUGCGUCUGCUUGGCGCUUGCGAGACCAUGGCCAACGCUAGCGUCGUUUGCACCGACAAGACCGGAACCUUGACACAGAACGAGAUGAGCGUUGUUGCUGGAAGCAUCGGCGUGCACUUCAAGUUUGCCGACCGCCUGGAGGCUAACCGCAAGCGUGUCGAGACCGAGCACGAUUCCGCUUCUGCAUCUCCGACCCGCAUUGUCGAACAGGGCGAGCUCAAUCGGUCGAUCAGCACUCCUCUGCAAAAGCUUCUCAACGACAGCAUCGCCAUCAACUCCACCGCCUUCGAGGAGGCCGAGGAAGACGGUGAUGCAAAGGACGACGCUGUAAACCCUGUCAUCGCAGUCAAGAAGCACGGGCUGUCGGGUCUUCUCAAGUGGAAGUCGAGUAAGAAGGCGGCCACUGAGGAAAAGAAGAAGGAUGUUGGCUUCGUUGGUUCCAAAACCGAGACAGCUCUGCUCAAGAUGGCCAAGGAGCUCCAGUGGGAAGACUACCGUGCUUCGCGAGAGCGCGCCGAGGUGGUGCAGAUGAUCCCCUUCAGCUCGGACCGCAAGGCCAUGGGUGUCGUGGUCAAACGCCCCGAGGGUGGUUUCCGUAUCUACCUCAAGGGUGCCAGUGAGGUGCUCACGCGUCUCUGCACUCGCCACGUCGAAGUAACUGAAACAGACACGGAUGACAUCCAGAUUGGGCAGCUCGACGCUGCCAAACUCGAACAAGUCAAUUCGACCAUCACAGGCUUCGCCAACCAGACGCUCCGAACGCUGGCUCUCGUCUACCGUGAUCUCGAAUCGUUCCCUCCCAAGGACGCCGAGCUCGACGAGUCGGGGGAGGUCGAGUACUCUUCGCUUGCUCAGGACCUGACGCUGGUGGCCAUUGCUGCUAUUGAGGAUCCUCUGCGACCGGGUGUCACUGAGGCAGUGGAGGCUAGUCGACGUGCCGGUGUGCAGGUCAAGAUGUGCACGGGUGACAACGUUCUGACUGCCAAAUCGAUCGCUACGCAGUGCGGUAUCUACACGCCAGGCGGCAUUGUCAUGGAAGGUCCCGUAUUCCGCAAGCUCAGCCCCACCGACAUGAUGGAGGUGGUCCCCAAGCUACAGGUGCUUGCGAGAUCAUCGCCCGAAGACAAGAAGAUCUUGGUUGAGACGCUCAAAAGCCUCGGUGAGGUGGUGGGUGUCACGGGCGACGGUACUAACGACGGACCUGCGCUCAAGACGGCCAACGUAGGAUUCUCGAUGGGUAUCGCUGGUACCGAGGUGGCCAAGGAGGCGUCGGACAUUAUUCUUAUGGACGACAACUUUGCGUCGAUCGUCAGUGCCAUCAUGUGGGGACGCUGUGUCAAUGAUGCGGUGCGCAAGUUCUUGCAGUUCCAGCUCUCUGUCAACAUUUCCGCGGUGAUUGUCACGUUUGUCACGGCGGUGGCGUCCGACGAGGGUAAGUCGGCGCUCAAGGCUGUGCAGCUGUUGUGGAUCAACUUGAUCAUGGACACGCUCGCGGCUCUUGCGCUGGCCACUGACCCUGCUACACCGGACCUACUGGACCGUAAGCCGGACCGUCGCAGCGCCUCGCUGAUUUCGACCGACAUGUGGAAGAUGAUAGUGGGGCAGUCGAUCUACCAAUUUACGGUGAUUCUGGUGCUCAAUUUUGCUGGCAAGUCGAUCCUCAACAUGGCGACAGGCACACCGUUCGAGCAGCACAGCGACACGGAGCUGUCGGCAAUCGUGUUCAACACUUUCGUGUGGUGCCAGCUGUUCAACCAGGUCAAUUCGCGCUCGUUGACGCGCAACCUCAACAUCUUCAGCAACCUGCACAAGAACCCGUGGUUCUUGGGCAUCCUGGCGCUCGAGAUCGGCUUCCAGGUGCUCAUCAUGUUUGUCGGCGGUAGGGCUUUCUCGGUGGUCCCACUGACGGGACGCGACUGGGCCGUGUCAAUUGUGGUCGGUGCCCUGUCAUGGCCGUUGGCUGUCCUGAUCCGUUUGGUGCCUACGCAGCCGAUCGAGGACCUGCUGAUCAGGUACAGGCUCAUGGCGGACCCCAAUGCGCUUCCGCCUCCCGUGAGCGAGGCGGACUCGGAAGAUGACAAGGGCGUGCGUGCCCGCACUUUCUCCGAAUGGCUGCCUGCCGUCGGUCAGGUGGGCGAGCAGCUCAACUCGUUCCGCAGCAUUCGCGGUGGCCGUAUUCGGGCGACGCCGCGCAUCUACGAGUCGCGCCAACGCCAGCUCAAGUCGGCCAACUUCCACCACCAGAGCAUCCUCGCUAUGGUUCCUGGAUUUGUGGUGGCCAGCAUCGGCGGUAACUGGCGCUCUAGUCCUUCGGAGUCUGGCAGCGAGGGAAAGCAGGGCCAAGCCAAGGCCACGCAGCAGCAGCAGCAAGUGUCAAGCGAGCCGCCUGUGGACACGGCGACGUUGUUCAAGGAUGGCAAGAUCACGUUCCACCCGGAGACCAAGGACGAUGAUGAUCUGCUGAGGAGGCUCAAGAGCGGUGCAUCUUCGCUUUGA